GACUCCAAACCGGUGAACAGAGCACUUCCAUAAACCCCCCCUCCAUCGACCACCACUUCAAUGGCGGUAGCCGCCAUAACAACAGCCCUAUCCACCUUUCACAUCUCCAAAUCCUACUCUCUUACCCGAAACCACCUUACCUGUCGUCCAUCCUUCACCUACUCUCUCUCCUCUCGUUCCUCUGAAUUCAUCACCACCUCCGGAUUGUCAUUAACUGAUAAGAAACUCGUUGUUUCAUGGAUCGAAGACGCUUCUUCGGUUCGGCUAUUCCAUGUCAUGGCGGAUGCGUCCGCCGUGAGGUCGCCGACACAGAAGAAAGUGAGAUCGAACAAAGUAUUGACGUCGGAGCCGAGGUAUUCCAAAGCUGCUAGGAGGUUUUACAACGAGAAUUUCAGGGAAUCCUCGUCGCAGAGGCUCAGUAAGGUCCUCGCUGCUGCCGGAGUGGCAUCUAGAAGGAGCUGUGAGGAGCUAAUCUUUGAUGGUCGUGUGACUGUUAAUGGUUCUGUAUGCAAUACUCCCCAGACUAAAGUUGAUCCUAAGACAGAUAUGAUUUAUGUAAAUGGUAAUCGCCUGCCUAAGAAGCUGCCUCCAAAGGUCUAUCUUGCUCUGAACAAGCCAAAAGGGUACAUUUGUUCAUCAGGAGAGAACCAAAAUAAAUCGGUCAUAUCUCUGUUCAAUGAUUAUAUGAAGAGUUGGGAUAAAAGAAAUCCAGGGCAACCAAAACCCCGGUUAUUUACUGUCGGACGGCUAGAUGUCGCCACAACUGGGCUGAUUAUUGUGACAAACGAUGGGGAGUUUGCACAGAAAAUUUCUCAUCCUUCAUCUGGUUUAUCCAAGGAGUACAUUGCAACAAUAGAUGGAUCAGUCCAUAAACGACACUUGUUAGCAAUUAGCGAGGGAACAGUCAUCGAUGGUGUCCAUUGUACCCCAGAUGCUGUGGAACUUCUACCACAACAGCCUGAUAAAUCAAGAGCUCGUGUUCGCAUUGUGGUUCAUGAAGGGAGAAAUCAUGAAGUUCGAGAACUUGUGAAAAGUGCAGGACUUCAGAUAUAUUCACUAAAGAGGAUACGUAUUGGUGCAUUCAGGCUUCCACCAGAUCUUCUGUUUGGAAAACACAUUGAAUUAAAGGCAGCUCAAUUAAAGGCGUUGGGGUGGGACGACAAGUAAUUGGAACAAACAGCUGAAAAUGAAAUCAAGAGAAUUUUUUUGGGUUCUUUGUGGGUCCCAUUUGUUAUUUUAGAAUUUAGAUGAUGGUGGUAUUAGGAAAGGAAGAAGAUUUUAAAGGUGUAAAUCAUUAACUCAUAAGAAUGUUAUUUUUUUUUUUUUUACAUUUCAAAUCUACAACCAAUUCCAAUC
Messenger RNA from Cynara cardunculus var. scolymus (artichoke), 1356 nucleotides. RefSeq names its product putative ribosomal large subunit pseudouridine synthase SVR1, chloroplastic. The transcript has 10 exons. Gene Ontology annotation, molecular function: RNA binding; pseudouridine synthase activity. Gene Ontology annotation, biological process: plastid translation; maturation of SSU-rRNA from tetracistronic rRNA transcript (SSU-rRNA, LSU-rRNA, 4.5S-rRNA, 5S-rRNA); pseudouridine synthesis. The record is from RefSeq and is a predicted model, not a curated record. Gene Ontology annotation, cellular component: chloroplast. Lineage: Eukaryota; Viridiplantae; Streptophyta; Magnoliopsida; Asterales; Asteraceae. The coding region runs from base 61 to 1167 and encodes 368 amino acids.